AUGCUUCGAACCGAAGAACUCCAGAUGGGCUUUUUCAUCAGUCUCCAUAACUGGCCAGUAUGGUCUACGUUAUGGCACUUGAUUUCUUGUCCCUUCCAAAGGCUGCUACGUCUCUUUUUCCCACUUAUCAAGAGACUGCCAGAUGUCGAAGAGUCGGCAGAGGUUUCCCAGGAAGUUGUGUCGCCAUCUAGUGUUCCAGAACGCGAACUGCUUAUGGUUGGCAUGAGCGCCAAAACUUACCGUAUCCGAAACACCGUCAGAAAAGAAUGUCACGUUCUCCCUGACGAUGUCGGCAUUACGGAGCAGAAUAUGGAAGCAUGUCGUAAUGAAGCUGACGUCUACCUUAUUUUGGGAAAGCAUCCACUUAUUGCCACAUGCUUGUCUAUUGGUCCCCAUAGGGAAUACAUCGAUCUCGAAUACUAUGAAAACGGCAAUCUUAAGCAAUAUAUCAACAGCAAUCGUGCAAGCAUUAUAGAGGCAGACCUGAAGCGUUGGGCCUAUCAAAUGAUUGAAAGCAUUGCAUAUAUCCACUCAAAGGGCGUUAGGCAUUCUGAUAUCAGACUUGAUCAGUGGCUGGUAGAUGCAGGUUUAAAUGCUCGCCUUAGCGACUUCAAUGCAUCAGGAUUUGACCCCCAGCCAGACCUUGGAUUAGAAGCGAGACCAGCACUAGGAGUUGAGAGUCCAAGUCAUUAUCUCCCUCGAGAUCCUGAGGCAGACAAUACUGUGGAAUCAGAUCUAUUUGCACUGGGUUCAUCACUCUAUGAACUUGUGGCUGGUCAAAGUCCCUACGAAGACCUAAGUGAUGAAUCCAUCGAGUCAUUAUUUAGAAAAGAGAUCUUCCCAAGCACCGAGGAGCUCCUGCUUGGAGAGAUUAUUAGGAACUGCUGGAAAAGGAGAUAUCGCUCUGCCAAAGACAUCCUUGAUUUAGAAGCAUGGUCACCCACAACUCAUCUGUCAGAUGGACAUUAG
Rasamsonia emersonii CBS 393.64 is the source of this 969-nucleotide messenger RNA. RefSeq lists its product as uncharacterized. The record is from RefSeq and is a predicted model, not a curated record. Gene Ontology annotation, molecular function: ATP binding; protein serine/threonine kinase activity. Bases 1 to 969 code for a protein of 322 amino acids. The transcript has 2 exons. NCBI's taxonomy places the organism in Eukaryota, Fungi, Ascomycota, Eurotiomycetes, Eurotiales, Trichocomaceae. Gene Ontology annotation, biological process: intracellular signal transduction; protein phosphorylation.